UUAGUUUAACACUAAUGCUUCAAUCUGAUUCAUGCUUAUGCUUUUCCUUCCAUUGCGGUUUUAUGAAUUAUAAAUCUUUGAUUGAGCAGGUGGAAAAGAUUCCUGGUACAUUUCAAUCAGCAGAGCAUUAUUUUGCAUCAUUUGUAUACCCUUUACUGGAAGAAACAAGGGCUCAACUCUCUUUAGGUUUGGAGCUGAUUUCCAGGGCACCUUUUGCUGAAGUUAUCUGUAUUGACAAGGUUGAAACAGAUGAAGAAUUACUAUACAAUGUCAGGGUUGAUUACUGGAGAAACAGGUCCGCUGGCCGUUGUCUGGACCCUUAUAGAACAGUGCCUGGAGAUCUUGUUAUUUUUGCAGAUUCUAAACUUGAAACUUUUUCUGAUGUACAAUGCUUGGGGAGGAAGACAUGGGCUUUUGCAUUGGUCACUGAAGUCAGAGAGAAUGAGAUUGAGGAUGAUGGUACCACUGGUUGUUUUAAAGUCCGAGUAUCUAAAGAGAGAACAGAAGGAGAUGGGAAGAACAAAUGGACCUUCAUGUAUUUCCUAAUUAAUAUAACAACUGGUGAAAGAAUUUGGAAUGCACUACACAUGUCUGGGAAUCUGAAUAUUAUCAAACAAGUGUUGUUCACUGAUUCAACGGUUAAAGAAAGUUGUGAACUCUGUCCAGAGAGCAGCAGUGGAGUAUGCACUGAAAAUUUUGGCACAAUCCUAUCGUCUAAGCUGAAUAAGUCUCAAAUGGCUGCGGUUUUGGCUUCACUUCGUAAAAUUGACUGCAACCACAAGUCAUCUGUGGAACUUAUCUGUGGCCCACCAGGAACAGGGAAGACUAGAACUAUUAGUGCAUUGCUAUGUGCUCUCUUGGGAACAAACAUAAGGACUCUUACUUGUGCUCCAACUGCUGUUGCAGUUAAGGAGGUGGCAUCUCGGGUUAUGAAGCAUUUGAAAGAGUCAUUCGAAACGGACCCUCAGAAGGAUGCUUCGAUUUGUUCCUUGGGAGAUCUUCUCUUCUUUGGUGACUAUGACUCCACUGCAGUUGGUUCAGAGAUGAAAGAGAUAUAUUUGGAUCAUCGUGUAGAAAGACUGGCAAAGUGCUUUGAGCCACUAAAUGGUUGGAGGCAUUCUUUCAACUCAAUGAUAGUUUUCCUUGAAGGUGGUGUUUCUGAGGACCAUGUCUCUGAAGAUGAAUUGUCUAAAAUGGAGGAAGGCAGCAUUGAAGGUAGCAAGGGAAAGAGAAAAACAUAUCUUCAGUUGGCAAGAGAGCAGUUCAAAUCUACUUCUUUGCAUCUCAGGGAAGUUGUCAAUACUCUCUCUACCCAUAUACCCAAAAGCUUUAUUAUGGAACACAACUUCCAAGCAAUGUUAUCUCUUCUAGGCUUCCUCCGUUCUUUUGAAUCUUUGUUGCAUCAAGACAAUAUGGUUUCUGAAGAACUAGAAAACCUGUUUGCAGGGAAAGAAAAUGUGAAGCAUUCUUCUAAGUCUGUUGUGGAUUCAUCAACCUUGAUGUACAUCAGAAGCGAAUGCCUUCACAUUCUAAAAAAUCUUCGGAAUUCGCUUGAUGAGCUUCAAUUUCCAAAGAAUAUCAGAAAAGAUUUGUUAAUAGAUUUCUGUUUUCAAACAGCUUCUUCUAUUUUCUCCACUGCUUCUGAUUCGCAUAAACUACAUUUGGUGGAUAUGAAGCCAUUAAACAUUUUAGUUAUUGAUGAAGCUGCACAGUUAAGAGAGUGUGAGUCAACCAUUCCACUCCAACUUCCUGGUAUAAAGCUUGCUAUUCUGAUUGGGGAUAAGUUCCAAUUACCCUCAAGAGUGACAAGCAAUAUUUGUGAUAAAGCUGGCUUCGGGAGAAGCUUAUAUGAAAGAUUGAGUUCACUGGAUCAUGCAAAGCACUUCCUCAAUCUGCAGUACCGAAUGCAUCCAUCAAUCAGUUUGUUUCCAUGCUCAAAUUUUUAUGCGAAUCAAAUAUUGGAUGCUCCAAAUGUUAAGCAUAAAGCCUAUGAAAAAAAAUGUCUUCCCGACCCAGUUUUUAGACCAUAUUUAUUCAUAAAUAUUUCUUGUGGGAGGGAGGAAGUGGAUGAGGUUGGACAUAGUGUGAAAAAUAUGGUUGAGGUGGCUGUUUUGAUGAAGAUAGUACAGAAUCUAUACCAAGCUUGGAGGAGUGGAAUAAAGGAGGAGCUUAGAAUUGGUGUACUAUCCCCAUAUACUGCUCAAGUACUUGAAAUUCAAGAAAGACUCAAACAGAAAUAUGAGAACAACGAUAGGUUUUCAGUAAAGGUACAGACAAUUGAUGGGUUCCAGGGUGGAGAAGAAGAUAUAAUACUGAUAUCAACUGUACGAGCUAAUAAUUUUGGAUCAGUUGGGGUGAUGGCCGAUGUUAAAAUAACUAAUGUUGCUUUGACAAGAGCUAGACAUUGUCUUUGGAUUUUGGGGAGUGAAAGGACCCUAGUUAUGAGUGAAACAGUGUGGAAAGAUAUUGUCCAUGGUGCUAAGGAUCGACAUUGUCUUUUGAAUGUUGAUGAAGAUAUUGAUUUGGCCAAUACCAUAUUUAAGGUCAAGGCGGAGCUUGAUGAACUGGAUGAUUUGCUUAAUAGGGAUAGUUCACUGUUCAACAGUGCUAGAUGGAAGGUUAUUUUCAGUGAAAAUUUUAGAAAAGCGUUCUAUAACUUGAAGUCAUCUCAUACUCAGAAUAUGGUCAUCGCCUUAUUACUAAAACUGUCAACUGGCUGGCGACCUAAAAGGAGGAAUAUAGAUUUGCCUUGUGAAAGUUCUUCCAUGAUUUUGAAAAAAUUCAAGGUGGGAUAUCUGUACAUUGUUUGCUCAAAUGAUCUUGAGAAGGAAUGUGGCUACUAUACCCAGGUUCUUAAGGUUUGGGAUAUAUUAGCAUUGGAGGAUAUUCCGAAGCUGGUUAAACACCUUGACAGCCUAUUUGAAAUGUACACUGAUGAUUAUCUCAGUUGUUGCAAGAAGAAAUCUUGGGAGGGGGAAUUGGAAAUUCCAAUGAGUUGGACAACUUCAUAUGAUAUUCUUCAAUACAAGAGUCUUAGCAAUAAUGCAACUGGUAGAAUUUCAAAUGUUAGUGGUCUGGCUAGAAGAGGCGGUUUUGAGAACUCAAUUGUGAGUGAGAGCUUUUUAAUUAUGAAAUUUUACUCCGUGACAUUUAAUAUGGUGCGACACUUUAUUUCUGGCCAUGAUGGUAGAGAACUGGAUCUUCCCUUUGAAUUAACUGACCAAGAGCGGGAGACCAUUUUCUUCAAUAGAAGCAGUUUUAUACUUGGAAGGUCUGGCACCGGGAAAACUACAGUUUUGAGCAUGAAGCUAUUCCAGAAAGAGCAAUUGUUUCAUAUUGCUUCAGAGGGAUUAUAUGAAGUUGAGGGCCAUUCGUCUACGCAUGCUAGCCAGAGAAAUGAAAUUGGUGAAUGCACUGGAGAUGCAAAGGGAGCAUGCUUGCACCAACUUUUUGUUACAGUUAGUCCGAGACUGUGUAAUGCCAUUAGACGACAAUUAUCUCACUUCCAAAGCUUUGCUUCUGGUGGGGAAUUUUUGGUAGAAAGCAGUUCACUAGAUUUGGAUUAUAUCGAUGACACGGUGCAAUUCAAGGAUAUUCCAGAUUCUUUUGUUAAUAUCCCAUCGAAGUCAUACCCCCUUGUUAUCACUUUUCAUAAGUUUUUGAUGAUGCUUGAUGGAACAGUGGGUAAUUCGUACUUCUCAAGAUUUCCUGAUGCACAUAAACCUUCAAGAACCGUUACCCUUAAAACCUUUAUCAGAUCAAGAGAGGUUAAUUAUGAGAGAUUCAUAUCAUCUUACUGGCCCUAUUUCAAAUCCCAUCUAAUAAAAUAUCUUGACUCUUCUGCAGUUUUUACUGAGAUAAUUUCUCAUAUAAAAGGUGGGUUAGAAGCAGGAAAGGUCCAUGAUGGUAGACUCUCUCGUGAGGACUAUCUUUUACUAUCUGAGGCUCGGGUGUCUACUCUUACCAUGGAGCAAAGAGACAGAGUUUACGAUAUUUUUCUAGAAUAUGAAAAGAAAAAGUUCAAGAAGGGUGAAUAUGAUUUGUCUGACUUAGUAAUGGAUCUUCAUUUUCGACUUAGAAAUGAAAGAUAUGAAGGUGAUCACAUUGAUUUUGUGUACAUUGACGAGGUGCAGGACCUGACGAUGAGACAAAUUGCUCUUUUCAAGUAUGUCAGUAAAAAUAUUGAUGAGGGAUUUGUUUUCUCGGGUGAUACAGCACAAACUAUUGCUAAGGGGGUUCAUUUUAGGUUCCAAGAUAUACGCCAUUUGUUCUUCAAGGAAUUUGUAUUGGGCUCUAGAACCGAUGCAACUGAUGAAAAGAAAGAGAAAGGAAAAUUAUCGAAAAUUUUUCAUUUGAGCCAGAACUUUCGCACACAUGCUGGUGUGCUUAACUUAGCACAAAGUAUAAUUGACCUUCUUUACCAUUUCUUCCCUUUAACUAUUGAUGUAUUGCACCCUGAGACAAGCCUUAUAAAUGGGGAAGCUCCAGUUUUGAUUGAAUGUGGGAAUUUCAAAGAUGCAUUGUCAACUAUUUUUGGAGAUAGCGAAAAUGCCAAAGGGAAUGCUGGUUUUGGAGCGGAGCAGGUUAUAUUAGUGCGGAAUGAUUCUGCUAAGGAGGAAAUUUCUAAAUAUGUUGGAAAGAAAGCUCUUGUUCUGACAAUAUUGGAGUGCAAGGCCUAG
Molecule: messenger RNA, 4679 nt
Organism: Vitis riparia (riverbank grape)
Lineage: Eukaryota; Viridiplantae; Streptophyta; Magnoliopsida; Vitales; Vitaceae
Exons: 9
Coding region: 15-4679 (1554 amino acids)
Molecular function (GO): ATP binding; helicase activity
Source: RefSeq, a predicted model, not a curated record